GCUAGUUGGCUGCUUACCGCCUUCCACAGUUCCACUCCGUCUUCUUCCUCCUCUCUUUCCUUGCUCACGAGUCGCGUCCCAACUCUGACGACACCCAGCGAGGAGGAAGAGGAGUUAGGGUACAGGGUUUGAUCCGAGGCUAUGGAGGAGAGCAGAGCCGGAUCCCUGGAGGAGCGGCCCGGUGUCCUCCUCGUUGGCGCCCCCGGCGUGGGCAAGCGAACCAUCCUCUCCCGGUUGGUUGCGGCUGAAGUACCGGACACUUACGACUUGUCGUCAGGUGUGCUGUGUCAGGGGUGGAAAAUUGACACGAAGUAUUACUCUGCUGAUCUCUCCAUUUGGACAGCGCAUCUAGAAGAAGGGUUCUCUCUUGGCUCGCUCCCUCAUCUGGACCAGUUGGCUGCUCUUGUUAUGGUCUUCGAUAUGAAUGAUGAAUCUUCCUUACUAACUCUCCAAAACUGGGUUGACAGUAUUGAUAUUCAGAGGUUUGAAGUUCUGCUGUGCAUAGGGAAUAAAGCAGAUCUUGUACCUGGCCAUGGUGCGCAUGUAGAAUAUAGGAGGCGUAUGCAAAGGAUUGGCGAGUCAAGUACUGAUCCACAUCCUGAAUAUUUAGAUUUUGGGAUAAAUGAAAGUGAAGGUUGUGGCUUGUUAUUAUCAGAGGAUGCACCACGCAUAGAGAUCAGAGACUCCACUUUGCAGUGGUGCAUUGAGCAGAAUAUUGAGUAUAUUGAAGCUUGUGCUUCCAAUGCUGACUUUGACAAAUGCCUAUCAGUUGAUGGUGAUAGCCAAGGAGUAGAGCGACUCUUAGGAGCCCUUUCUGCACACAUGUGGCCUGGAAUGAUUCUGAAAUCUGGAAACAAAAUAACUGCUCCAUCCUUGGCUGAAAAAGAAUCUACAGAUGAUGAAUCAAAUUAUGAGUUUGAGUACGAGGUCCUAUCACAUGAAUCUGAUGAGCAAUGGGAAUUCAUCGGUGAGUCGAGUACAUCAAGAAGUCUGGAAGGACUAAAUGAAGCUAAAGCUAUGCAGGAUAACACACAUCAAGAAGUUGUGAAUGCCAAGGUUGAUUCUUUGGUGUCCAACCCUCUUUCAAAUGACAGCUCUACAGAAUCUGCUGAAGAAAAACGAGUAACUCAGAACCACAAAAUUGAGGACAGUGGCCAUGUGGAUAACACUGAAGCAGAUGAGGACCAGCGAACUGACGCCCAAGAGGUUAACAAGCUGUUUGACGAUGAGCAUUAUGGCCUAGAUGAUCUGGAGAGGUUAAUGUCAGAGAUCGGCAACAUGCGGUCCAAUCUAAGGCUCGUUCCUGACUUCCAAAGAAGGGAGAUGGCUGCUAAGAUAGCCAUGAAAAUGGCAACCAUGUUUGGCGACAGUGAUGACGAGGGUUUUCAGGCUAUAUAAACCAGUCACGGAGUUCUACAUUUUGCUUAUCUUCACACAGGAUUGCAGCUGACGGGCAAGCUCAUCAUCAUUCCUCCUAGCACAUCUUUUUAUAAUCUUGAUGUCAUUUACCCCCAAAGAAAUUUUGUACCUCUUAGUUCUUUGGUAUGUACUUAUUUACCGUUUGUACUGUUAUAGGAUUUAUGAUGUAUUAUUGUGAACUUGAUUCUCUUGAAUCAACUAGCUAAAAACAUGUGUAUGUAAUAUGCAAAUAUCAUGUACUCGUAUGUUUUUGAGCUGCUGA
This is a messenger RNA of Brachypodium distachyon (stiff brome), 1681 nucleotides long. RefSeq lists its product as uncharacterized. The transcript has 6 exons. The coding region runs from base 142 to 1398 and encodes 418 amino acids. Gene Ontology annotation, molecular function: GTP binding; GTPase activity. The record is from RefSeq and is a predicted model, not a curated record. Lineage: Eukaryota; Viridiplantae; Streptophyta; Magnoliopsida; Poales; Poaceae.